AUGGCGGUCGUUGUUGAUCCUUGUGAAAUACUCAACGUUUGUGCGAACGAAACUAACAACAAAACCUACGAGAAUUUGUUAAAGUAUAAAGAAUACUUCCAAGUGCAACCUGACAAGAAAAUUAAAUGGCUAGGAAAUUUUGACGAACUGAAAUGUUUGAUAUUUGAUUUGUUUGGUGCCGAUGGGAAAUGGAGUUCGCCGAGAGGCUCAGCAAAGGCAUUUCGAAACGAUAAAAUAACUAUUACAUAUUACACCAACAAGAAAUCUUUGUUAUUUCAAGGCCAAGAAGGUAACCGUUUGAAAGAGGUUAUAUUAAAUCAAUCAA
Molecule: messenger RNA, 325 nt
Organism: Paramuricea clavata
Lineage: Eukaryota; Metazoa; Cnidaria; Anthozoa; Malacalcyonacea; Plexauridae
Source: the annotation of a GenBank genome assembly